Messenger RNA from Hypomesus transpacificus, 1800 nucleotides. It is a transcript of the gene c24h5orf34, whose product is annotated as chromosome 24 C5orf34 homolog. The record is from RefSeq and is a predicted model, not a curated record. NCBI's taxonomy places the organism in Eukaryota, Metazoa, Chordata, Actinopteri, Osmeriformes, Osmeridae. The transcript has 11 exons. The coding region runs from base 186 to 1799 and encodes 537 amino acids.
CGUGUGGUUCCAGCAAACUGUUCACUUGAACAGAAGAAGACUCAAGUUCAAAACCUUGCGGGAAGUUUGUUGUUGACAACCAGGCUAUUUGCAAGAUGGGAAGGAAAUUACUUUCAAGUGUAAAUAUCAAGUUGUAUUGACUAAUUGUGUUUAUUUGACGUUCUGUCAGACUGACCUGAUUUACAAUGGCCGCUUUACCUGGGGUCAGUUUGAUGAUCAUGUACGAGGAUGAAUCGGUAGACGUACGUUACGGAGAUGACUCCCGGUUACAUCUGGCACCCUGUGGCUCUGAAUUCGUGCUUGAGAAACCACCUGAACCCACGGCACACCCGCUCCAGUCCGGUGAGAAGGUCCGACAGAGGACGCGGUUCGCCAUCAGCAACUACAAGGGGCUACUACUGCAGGCUUUAAAGUUCAGGAACAAGUAUGCCACACAACCUUACCUCCCGGAAGAACUCCUCCCCGACUCCGACAAAGAGCGGUACUUCAGUGUGGACCCGGAGGUGGAGUGGCCCACGCCCCAGUCCAGUGGUGCUGUGCAGGGGCCUGGCGGGGAGACCAGGGUAAGCUCAGUGGAGGGGAGAGCCUGCCUGAUACUAGCUGCCUCUGGGGAGGAGUUCUCAGUGGAGUUCACCUGCAGCCUCAGCCACGACCGGAUCCCGGAGCAGAGAGGCUUAGCCAGAGACCUAGAUCCAGGAUCUUCCCCAGGGUCAGGGUCUGAUUCUCUUCAGGGGGGUGUCCGAGCUGACCAAUCAAAGCCAGCAGGGAUGUAUCAGUCGAGCAGGGUGGUCCAGCACCACUCGUGCUGCAGUGUUCCUGAGGAGUGGGCCUACCCCCUGGGCCUGGCCCUGGCUCACUGGGCCUCCUGUGGAGCGGGAACUGGCCUGGAGGGAGAGCCAGGAAGACAGACUACCAUGGAGGUCCCAAACCCAUCCAGCGAAGAGGGGAGGAGAUCUACCCUGCCCCAAGCACUGCCUCUUAGAUGCCCGUCCCCUCACCAGCACAGGUGGAAAUUGAAGAACUCCCUGGGACUGACAGAGCAGGACCCAGAACAGGACUUUCCCACAGAUCUGCUUAAAGUUGUCUGGUGUCAAGGAGUGGUCUUCAGAAUAAUGGAUGAAGCCAUCCCAGUCAUAGAGGUUUCCCCUGGCGACGGCUCAGUCAUUAGGUCUAAUGGUGCCCUAUCCAGCUACUUCACUCACCACAGGCCAGAGGCUGGGCCUGGCGGGGCUGGGACUGUGAAUAUGGAGGUGAGACAGAUCACGUACCACCUGAAAAGCCUUCCUCCAGAGAAGCCCAGACAAAGCUACUCUGUGGCCUCCAUUGUGUCCCGCGCCAGCAGGAUCCUGAAGUGCUACGCCCAGACAAGACACUCACUGAAGCUGAACGCAAUACCCAGCUGUUUACGCAAGCUGGAGAGCAGUUCCCCCAUGUCGGUGUGUGGUGAUCAGACAGGACACUCGUCAGACCCUGACCACAUUAAGGCAACAGAGAGUGCCCAGCAUGGGCCAAGCUUUGUUGCUGCAGAGCUGGAGAAGAUCAAGCGCUUCAACUUCCUACUUGACAACAGUGACCUCCCACUGCCAGCCCAGAGGGCCUCGCUAGGCCGGGCCGCUGGCCUCACAGAGCUCCACGCUCCUGGGGAAACCACCAUUGCCCAGACCCAGAGCUCCACAGACCUCCAGGAUACUGGUGGAACUAGCAUCACCCAAAGCAGCAUCGCUAAGGCCCUCCAGAGAACCAGCAGGGCCAUACAGGACAUUGACAGGCUCCUGUCAGCCCCCUCAGUCGCCCACUAGA